ACAAGUAUAGUUAAGGUAAGAAAAGAAGAGAGGAUGAGGGUUUUAUAAGGGCAGAGAGACAGAGAGUGCAGCGCGGUGGAGAAAAAAGGCCGAAACCAACGCAAUGGCAAGCACGGCGGUAGACAAAACCGAGGACCAACUCCGCCACGAGAUCGGCGAGCUUCUUCGCCAACAGCGCGAGAUUACGGAGAGGCUUCGAGAUCCUCGAGGCCUUCGCAGAGGCGCUGCUGCUCCCCGCAACUUCUCUUCCAACGGAAUUCGCCAACGACCUUUUCUUCGACCGGGAGAUAGGAAUCACUCCGAAGAUCAACCCCCUCCCAAACGUCGUCUAUCAUCUGCUGUCGUUAAGGUGGAUGGUGGGGAGUUGACUGAAGAUGCUGAGACUAAGGUGGAUGGUGGGAGUGGGAGUGGAACUGCUUCUGAAGUUCACAGUGAUAGGAAGCCUUUUAAUUCUCAUCAAAGUGGAUGGUCUAGGAGAGAUGAUCAAAGAAUUUCAAAGGCUUCUGAGAUUCCUACUACGGAACAUGUACCAAGGCUAUUUCCGAAGAAUGAGGAUCCAAGCUUGGUUAAUAGAAAUAAAAGAAUGCUGGGACAGCUUUUGGGAACUCUGGAGAAAUUCAGAAAGGAAGACAAGCAACUCUCAGGAACAGAGGCAUAUAUGCGAAGAUCUAAUUCAUUGCAAAGAGCUGAGCAAAGAGCACGGGAGGAAAGUGAAAGGCUUAGGAAAGAAGAGCGUGAACAGAUAGCUGAAAAAUGGAGGAGAGACUUGACUCUUAGGGCACGUGUGGCUGCUAAGACAGAAGAAAAAAGAUUGGAGUUGCUAUUUCUUCGAUGGAGUGAGCAUCAUAAAAGACUAAGCAAUUUUAUAAGGACUAAAGCAGAGCCUCCAAUAUACUAUUUGCCUAACAAGCCCUUGGAGGAAGACACUGAGUCAAUUGAGAAACGCAAAGAAGAGGAUUUCUUAGCAUGGAAGAAUGUUAGAAGAGAGGAAGUCUCUGAGUAUCAGAAACAGAUUGGGGAGCAGUAUCUUGCAAAUGUUGAGAAGGAGCUAGAGAGAUGGCAAAAUGCAAGGAAUGCAAAGAAAGCAAACAAUGAUCAGAAUUUGCAGGAGACUAUGGACAAAGAACUGGACACACAUAGGCUUGAGCAUGGUCCCAAGAAAAGAAAGAUCCCAGGCGGAAGCACUGAUGACGAUGAUGUGGAAGAUAUAAAUGUUGGAGAGGAUGACAUGAUGGACGACGAAUUAGAGGAUGAUUCUGGGAGAAGGGUUGAGGAAGCAAUUGAAACAGAAGCGGAUAACAACAAUGCAGAUUCUGCAGCUGAUGCCGAUAAUGUUGAGAAGCAGUGAUGGCUGGCCAGGGCUGUCUACUUUAGAGGAUUCUGAGAUAUUCGUGUUUAGUAGUAAUUUUUUUUCUUAGCUAUGUAUUAGAAAACCUGUUGCCUUUGUGUUUUCUGUAUUCAAAUUAACUUUGUUCACAUGUUUUCACAGUAUGUUUGGGACUGUUCUCUUUAGCAUCAAACUUAGCAUACAGAACUUCAAAAUUUAUGAUGUAUUUAAUGUAUUGGAAAUUUAAAUAUAUUUAUUUUAUUCUA
Messenger RNA from Arachis duranensis, 1593 nucleotides. RefSeq lists its product as uncharacterized. Gene Ontology annotation, cellular component: catalytic step 2 spliceosome. The record is from RefSeq and is a predicted model, not a curated record. The transcript has 10 exons. NCBI's taxonomy places the organism in Eukaryota, Viridiplantae, Streptophyta, Magnoliopsida, Fabales, Fabaceae. The coding region runs from base 104 to 1348 and encodes 414 amino acids.